CAAAAGACGGAGUAGAAGUGAAAUUCCGGACGUAAAAAUUAGAGUCACGUGAUUCUAAAAAUGGCAGACGAAGUUGAAGAGAAAGUAAACCCAGAGAUAAAAGAAGAUGAAGCAAUAGAACAGUUUCAAAAUGGACAGCUGUCUUAUAUUGGACAAAAUGAAGAAUGCAUUCCAACUUAUCUUGCUGAAAAAUAUUCAUCUAUUACAAAGAGAUUUGAUCUGAGUUUUAACCAGUUGAAGUCAUUAUCCGAUUUAGAAAGAUUUCAGAAUUUAGAGGAACUAGUUCUGGAUAACAACAGAUUAAGUGAUGAUGUAGUAUUUCCUCGUUUAAACCAUCUUCACACACUCACACUGAACAAAAAUUGUAUAACAGAUUUAUAUCAUUUGUUAGACAACCUUGCAGAAAAUGUUCCAUCAUUAACCUAUUUAAGUCUAUUGGGGAACUUAGCAUGUCCAAACCAGUUAUCUAGUCCUGACAAUGAUGAAGAAGAUUACCAAAGAUACAGGUAUUAUGUAUUAUAUAAGUUACCAAAACUAAAGUUCUUAGACUCCACACCAGUCAAACAAGAGGAGUUACUCACAGCCAAAGAGAAAGGUGCUUUUAUGAAAGUCAUCAAGGCAGAGGAAAGUGAGCUGAUUUCUGACCCAAAAAUAUCACCUGAGACAGAUGAUUCAAAUUACAGUCCACUUCCACAGUCUGCACGUAAUGCUGAUCAGCAUUCAGCUGCCUGGGGGAAAAGUAAAUAUGUUUACUAUGGCAACCAUUCAGAGGGAAACAGAUUUAUCAGAAACCCUGACCUUUAAAUGACAUUGACCUGUGAAUACCAUGACUUUGAUAGAAAGAAAUAAGAUAACAUAAGAUCUUCACAAUUUUUAACCCCAGUAAAAAUUAUGAGUGGAUAUAUUUUUAUAUAUGUUUAGGUAAAUGUUUGGUAUAUUUGAAGUGUACAUGGAUAAAAUGAUAUCUUUUUUUUUUUUUUUAAAUACAUCAUGAUAGGAUGUGUCAUUCUCAUACUCUCAACCUACACACAUUUAUGUACAUUCUCACAUAAUCAUUAAUAAUUAUCGUAUAUAUGAUGAAAUAGUAUGAAAUACCUGGCAGAAAAGGUAAAAAAUUGAUGUCGGAUAUAAGAAAUAUAAAAAACAUUUUUCAUACAUAAAAUAUAUUUUAUGUUUCACAAAAAAUACAAACAUAACAUAAUCUUAUAUAUAAUGUUUUAUGCUGUUAUUUAUGCUUACAGAUAUAAUUUUUGUCAUGUAUGUUAAAUAUUUUAAGUGAAUGUUUAUACAUUUGUAUUUACAAUAUAUAUAUUUUUAUAAAAAAAAAUGUUGAAUAAUAUCUUGUGACAGUUACAAAAAGGGCAUUAAAUUGUCCAAUAAUUAUAUAAUGUUAGUAUGUUAACUACUUACUGUGCAAAGCUGUAUAAAUAUGUGCCAUACAAGUCAACCUGUUAUUAAUUGUGGUGGAUCCUAGAUUUUUAAAAAGGGGAGGCAAACAGGACAGUCAGUUUUUUUUUAAACGGCCCAAAAGGAGCUCUCAGACCUAGUUUGCCAAAAUAAAUUGCAAUAGGGUGUGGAUGAAUGCACUGCAAUAGUUUUAAGUCACAUGAAAUGUUUCCAUAUUAUAUGUCUAUAAUAUUCUAUUUAUCUUUUCAAACAUUUACUCAUUAUUGAAAUUUUAUGUACAAUGUACUGGUACUUAUUAAAUUAAGAUAUAACAAUUUUAAUGUUAAAUAUUGUUUUCUGAAAUUCCAUUUCAUGUAAAAAUUGUGUAUACUUCUAUGAAAUAGUCCAAAUACAUAAUAAAUAAUCAAACAUUUAAA
Messenger RNA from Mytilus trossulus (common blue mussel), 1823 nucleotides. RefSeq names its product leucine-rich melanocyte differentiation-associated protein-like. The record is from RefSeq and is a predicted model, not a curated record. Gene Ontology annotation, biological process: melanocyte differentiation. NCBI's taxonomy places the organism in Eukaryota, Metazoa, Mollusca, Bivalvia, Mytilida, Mytilidae. The coding region runs from base 61 to 804 and encodes 247 amino acids. The transcript is spliced from 7 exons.